AAAAAUUAUGCAAAGUCAAUUCUCUAGUUUAUACCCUCAAUUUAAUGAUUUAGAGGAAAUUCGAUAGUUCAUAACAAGUAAAACAAAUACUGUUGAUCUCAGUCUUCAAUCGCCUCCUUUCCUGUCAUCCUUUUUUUAGCCUUUGAGAAAGCAAGCUUUUUAAAAUUACUUUGUAUAAUGUGAUUUAAAUAUUUUAGGCAGCAAAAGUAAGCGAUUUAAAUUAGAGGAAGAUGGCAAUCUAUAAAUUCAUCUAAUUGGUCGAUAUUGAAAUAUUGAGUUUAUUUUCAGAGCAGAUCAUAAAACCAUAUUAGAAUUUGAUAUUGGUUCGACAUUAUGGAAUCCCUUAAGAUUUGGAUGUUGAGAAGUUGAAAUUGGAUAAUUCCACUUUGGGAGCCUUGAAUGAUUUGGCAAGUUCUAUAGCUUAGUGGAAUCUAUAAAUUGAAAUAGUUGUCGACAAUAUUACAAGAGUCUAAUUAUACGACCUUUGGGCUCCAUCAGGAAAGAUCAAAGAAGCUUAAUUGACGGCUGAGAUUAAGGGAAUUCUCUCGCCAGCUGAUGAUUUUGAUUUUAAGGUAUGGACUGAAUUGAACAUUAGACUUAUUCAAAACAUAUCUUGAUUAGAUUGUUAGCCUAGGGAGCCGAGAAAUUUGGUAAGUACUUAUAUUCAAAUGGAUUAUCUGAAUCUAAUUUGUCAUAUGGAGCAGCCUUGGUAAUCUAUCAUGCCUUAGUUGGAAAGUCUGCAUUGCCAUGGAAUGUCAUAAUACCUAAUGUUUCAUUGAAGUGGCUGGUAUUGAUAUUAUAUUAUGAUUAGUUUGGUGGAGUAAUUGGUUCCUUGGCUUUGGGGAAGGUGUCUACUUAUUUAGAGAAAUGUGAUUAAGUCUAAUAAUUGAGAGGGUGUGCAGAAGUAUUCUAAGAAAUAACAAACUUUUUGAUUAAUUUUAAUGAGACUUUAAACACAGCUAUAAGUGAAGUGUUAUUGACAAUAAACGAAGAGUAAGAGAAGGAGAAGAAACAAAGUAAUGUGUGAAUUACUAUAUUAACUAGACUUGGCUAAUCUGAUUGAUUAAUUCCUUCAAUCACCUGAAUCUAUUAAGGAUGGUUAGACUGAAAUCAUUACUUGUGAAGAUAUUAUUAAACAUGAACAAGAUGAGUGGUAAGUGAUUUAAUGA
This is a messenger RNA of Paramecium octaurelia, 1169 nucleotides long. The record is from the annotation of a GenBank genome assembly. Lineage: Eukaryota; Ciliophora; Oligohymenophorea; Peniculida; Parameciidae.